This is a messenger RNA of Peronospora matthiolae, 459 nucleotides long. NCBI's taxonomy places the organism in Eukaryota, Oomycota, Peronosporomycetes, Peronosporales, Peronosporaceae. The record is from the annotation of a GenBank genome assembly.
AUGACAGAUCCGUAUCGACGGCGAUUAGAUCCAAGCCGCCUUCCAAGCGUGGCAUGGAUGAUGCUAUGCGUCGUCAGCAUCUUUGGUUCAUCUGAUGGAUCAGAUGGACCAUCGCCAGCGAGGCGCUCGAGGUCGCGAGACUCGGGCGCUAAUAGUGGUGUCGGUUCUCCAAUGGACACCACUUCACGGCACAGUGCCAGUACUUCUAUCGGCACGUCGCAGGAAGAGCGGGACCACAGUGUCUUGCGUCUCGCUCCAGAGAAGAAGGCAUGGAUGCCUCCUAAAUCUGUCAUGGAUCACUUGUCGGCGACGACGGUGAUCGUUAUCAGUUCACGGUUGUUCGAUUCGUCAGAGAUCCAUCACCUUGACCCCAGCGCGAAAGACUAUCGCGCUGAGCAUGAAUUCUUCAUCGAUGCUUUCUUCAGACAUCGAUGGUACGGUAAGGAAUCACAAGCGUGA